GGCCACGCACUCUCGGGAUGGAGGGCGAGGGCCGGGCAUCUCGGGCGCGCUCCUCGGGCCUCCCGGCUGGGGGCGCCGGCGAGGACUGCCCGGGGGGCGCCGCCCCCCUCCCGGGCAGCAGCGGCUCCUCCGCGCUGCUGCCGGCCGAGGUGCUGGAUCUGGACGAGGACGAGGACGACCUGGAGGUGUUCAGCAAGGAUGCCUCAUUGAUGGACAUGAAUUCCUUCAGCCCUAUGAUGCCCACAUCCCCUUUAUCAAUGAUAAACCAAGUCAAGUUCGAAGAUGAGCCAGAUUUGAAAGAUCUUUUCAUUACAGUUGAUGAACCCGAAAGCCAUGUUACUACAAUUGAAACUUUCAUUACUUACAGGAUUAUCACUAAGACAUCUCGUGGGGAAUUUGACUCCAGUGAAUUUGAAGUUAGGAGACGUUAUCAAGACUUCCUUUGGUUGAAAGAAAAACUUGAAGAAGCACACCCCACUCUGAUUAUUCCCCCAUUGCCAGAAAAGUUUAUAGUGAAAGGAAUGGUGGAACGCUUCAACGAUGACUUCAUUGAGACACGCAGAAAGGCAUUGCAUAAAUUUUUGAACCGAAUUGCUGAUCACCCAACUCUAACAUUUAAUGAAGACUUCAAAGUUUUUCUUACGGCACAAGCUUGGGAGCUCUCUUCUCACAAGAAGCAAGGGCCUGGAUUACUUAGCAGGAUGGGGCAGACCGUCAGAUCGGUGGCAUUGUCAAUGAGAGGAGUUAAAAGCCGCCCCGAGGAGUUCAUGGAAAUGAAUAACUUUAUUGAAAUAUUUAGCCAUAAAAUAAAUUUGAUAGAUAAAAUAUCUCAGAGAAUCUAUAAGGAAGAAAGGGACUAUCUUGACGAAAUGAAAGAAUAUGGCCCAAUUCAUAUUCUGUGGUCGGCCUCAGAAGAAGAUCUGGUCGAUACUCUAAAAGGUGUGGCCAGCUGCAUUGACAAGUGCUGUAAGGCCACCGAAAAGCGGAUGUCUGGACUCUCGGAGGCCCUACUUCCUGUCGUCCAUGAAUAUGUGCUUUACAGUGAAAUGUUAAUGGGUGUUAUGAAAAGAAGAGACCAAAUACAAGCGGAACUGGAUUCCAAAGUUGAAGCUUUGACGUCUAAAAAGGCAGAUACUGAUCUGCUUACGGAAGAGAUUGGAAAACUGGAAGAUAAAGUGGAGUGUGCCAACAAUGCCCUGAAAGCAGACUGGGAAAGAUGGAGACAAAACAUGCAGAAUGAUAUCAAGUCAGCGUUUACAGAAAUGGCCGAGGAGAACAUUUGCUAUUAUGAACAGUGCCUUGCAACAUGGGAGUCCUUCCUUACGUCGCAAACAGAUCUCCACUUGGAAGACGCUUCCGAAGAUAAAUUUUAAUUGCAUUGAAGAUUUCUUUGUGAUCUUUGGGAGAUAGCAUCUGUUAACCAAAGUUAUUAUCUCUGGAUGGUCUGUAUCCUUUAUAAAGUGGACGAAAAUUGUUUCACACUGUCUGGAAAACCAACACCUUGAAACUUGUAUUCCAGAUCAUUGAUAGGUAAUUGGAGAUAUAUAUGCAUAUAUAUAUAUAUAUAUAUAUAUAUAUAUAUAUAUAUAUACACACACAUAUAUAUAUAUAUAAAUAUUUAGCUUAGAGUUUUAACUAUGUUCUUAAAUUUUUAUGCAGAUAACUAUACAUAGAAAGUUUUUUUUCCUAAAUAUUUGUCUGUGAACAUGUCAUUUUAAAUAUAUGACUCAGUUUUAAUAAAAAAUUUAAUAUGAAA
This is a messenger RNA of Phacochoerus africanus (Common warthog), 1756 nucleotides long. It is a transcript of the gene SNX7, whose product is annotated as sorting nexin 7. Gene Ontology annotation, molecular function: phosphatidylinositol binding. The record is from RefSeq and is a predicted model, not a curated record. The transcript is spliced from 9 exons. Bases 18 to 1373 code for a protein of 451 amino acids. Lineage: Eukaryota; Metazoa; Chordata; Mammalia; Artiodactyla; Suidae.